AUGACAGACAAUAUGUCUCCGGUCCUGGCAAAACUUCGGGAGAUCGAAUGCGUCCUUGUGUGUCAGUCAGAGGGAGGUCACUAUAGCCACAUAUGUUCCUCCCGAUGGCAGCAGAUAGCGUUAUUCCGACGCUUUUCAGAUGUACUCCGGGCCGAUCCCGAAAACGCAGAUGUGUGCUUGCUACCCCGUCCGCAAAGAGGGCAUCUUACGAUGUUGACCUGGACCGAAGCACAGAUUACCAGCACAAUGUGUCCCUUAAUUCUGUGUGCGUCCGAGUUUUCGGGUCCACAGAGGAACUACUCGACAGCCGUGACCCAGCGCUUCGACUUCCCUAUCAAGCCGGUCCAUCGAACCGCCUUCCAGUUAGUACAGUCAGUUGGCAGCCGAGCGUCCGCAGAACAGGUAACAGUCAAUCACACGACAGUCACUUGCAAUCAAAUCACGACAGAGUCCAGA
This is a messenger RNA of Opisthorchis viverrini, 456 nucleotides long. RefSeq lists its product as hypothetical. The annotation marks the transcript as partial. The transcript is spliced from 3 exons. Lineage: Eukaryota; Metazoa; Platyhelminthes; Trematoda; Opisthorchiida; Opisthorchiidae. The record is from RefSeq and is a predicted model, not a curated record.